AUCAGUUGUCUUCCACAAAUCAACAAGAAAGAUGACUCUGAAUACAUUCAUACUUCUAAUUGGAUUUUUCCAUUGUGCUCUAUGCGCUUCGUUCUCCAAUGUCGUUGUACGCGGUGGUUCUGAAGUCAUACCAUUGGAAUAUAUAAACUAUGGUGGUCCUAUGUCUUACACUGGACCGCAAUUUGCUCAAAUAUCUGCGGGACCUAUAGAAACAUUGGUCUCAUUAUCGAAUGCCCGUCCAUGUGUGUCACCUUGCGUUAUUGCGAACACGCCAAUCUCCGGUCUGGCGCCAAUAGCAGGCACGGCUAAUGCUCAAAUUGUAGCUUAUAAGUCACCGGUCGCUAAUGUCCCAAUUGUAUUGGCAAAUACCGAUGAUGCGGCUACCGGUUACCAAUAUGCAUACGCUGUUUAUGAUGAAGGCACUGGUGAUAAAAAGACCCAGAGUGAACAAAGCGAUGGUUCUGUGGUCCAAGGACAAUAUUCUUUUAUACAACCUGACGGUUUUCUGCGAGAAGUUAUUUAUACCGCUGAUGAUAUUAAGGGAUUCAACGCUGUUGUCAGAACUGUAGCUCCCGAACCUGAACCUAGCAAAAAGGAAUCAACCGAUGAAUCUCAAGAAAGCAAAGAGACGCCCUGUAAAAAAAACGAACAGUUAGUAGAAGCCCCUAAAAGCGAAGAAAAGCCAACAGAAUCCUCGGCUGAAAUCACAGAACCUGUUAACGCGGAAACCGCAGAAAUUACUGAAGCUGUCAACAAUGAGGGUGUCAACACAGAAACUACAAGUACCGAGUCACAGAAUACUGAAACAGUUGAAGUAAAAAGUGAAGAAAAAGCGAGUGAAGAAAAACCAUGUGAAGAGAAUCCCACACCAACAGAACUGAUCAAAUCUGAAUUUGAACCAAACGCUGUCGUCUCAUAUAGCGAUAUUAUAGAUUGUAUUCAAUCUAAAAGAAUAGCAACUGCAAAAAGUAUUUCGCCUUUAACAUACAUCUUAGUACCCGCGGCCAAACCAAAACCGUGCAUUAAUGGUUUAAGACCGUUGACAUCAAUCAAAACUUAUUUGUUCCAAAGCACAUACAAAAUGUUCAGCAAAAUCGUAGCUUUCGGCGCUUUCUUGGCAGCUGCCAACGCUUCCGGCCAUGGCCAUGCUGCUGUGUCCUCCCAAAGCAUCGUCCACCACGGUGGAUACGCUGCACCCUUGGCCCAUGGACAUGGUGCUCAACUAGCGUAUGCUGCUCCAGUGGCAUAUGGCGCUCCCGCUGGUCCCUUGGCCCAUGGUCAUGGAGCCCAACUAGCAUACGCUGCUCCAGUGGCAUAUGCCGCUCCCGCUGCUCACUACGAUGGACAUGACACCUAUGCCCACCCAAAAUACGACUUCUCCUACUCCGUGGCUGACCCCCACACCGGAGACCACAAGACCCAGCACGAGAGCCGCGACGGUGAUGCAGUCCACGGCUCCUACUCUUUGGUGCAGCCUGAUGGCUCCCUCAGACAGGUUCACUACACCGCUGACGACCACAACGGAUUCAACGCGGUUGUACACAACUCUGCCCCAUCAGUUCACCCCGUCCAUGCCCCAGCCCAUGGCUACCACCACUACUAAACCAAUAUUUCUCCUGCCCUGUGAUGCUAUAUUUGUAAUUACUACUGUGAUUUCUGUAAAUAAAGUGUGAAUGAUGU
Pieris brassicae (large cabbage white) is the source of this 1680-nucleotide messenger RNA. RefSeq lists its product as uncharacterized. Bases 32 to 1603 code for a protein of 523 amino acids. The transcript is spliced from 9 exons. The record is from RefSeq and is a predicted model, not a curated record. Lineage: Eukaryota; Metazoa; Arthropoda; Insecta; Lepidoptera; Pieridae. Gene Ontology annotation, cellular component: extracellular matrix.